Molecule: messenger RNA, 242 nt
Organism: Funneliformis caledonium
Lineage: Eukaryota; Fungi; Glomeromycota; Glomeromycetes; Glomerales; Glomeraceae
Source: the annotation of a GenBank genome assembly
GAGUGAUUGAGGAAUGUGGAAAGUUAACUGGUACUCGUCAUAAUCUAAGAAAAAGGAAGAAUAUAAAUUAUAAUGAAACGCAGAUGGCUAAAAAAAUUAUGAUGAAUGUGGAAAGUCAAUCCACUCAGCCUGCCCGAUUUGCAAGUGAAGAAGUGGCUAUCUAUGAUCUUGAUGAUACGAGUAGAACAGACUCGGAAGAUGCUGGGCAAACCAGCUCUUCAAAGGCACGUUUAACUCAAUGA